AUGUAUAUGGACCAUCUGCAUUAUGCGCAGAAUGGAUAUAUCCCAUAUGAGCAAGUAGUGGACAACGUCUGGCUCAAUGUCUUGCAAAACUACCAUCCCCUUCCCUUCGUGCGGAUUACGGCGUGGAACGAGAGUCAUAUAGCCGUCGAUACACUAGCAACCACGAAUAGCAAACAAGGCAAUGUCUCCAUCAAAUCGACGGACAUUCGGGAAAUGUUAGUCUUUUUGGGCAGCGCGAAGCGCGAUCUAGCCCCUGCAACUUGGCCGAAGGCGAUCGAAACCUCUAAGCCCAUCGAAAUGUCCAAGCCCCAGUCAGUUCCUUCGGGCAGUGCGGAGCGCGAUCAAGCCCCUGCAACUUGGCCCAAGGCGAUCGAAAUCUCCAAGCCCCAGUCAGUCCCUUCGGGCAGCGCGAAGCGCGAUCAAGCCCCUGCAACUCGACCGGAAACAAUUAAAAUCUUUAAGUCCUUGGGCUCUAUUCCGGUCAUACGAGCUAAUCAUUAG
Molecule: messenger RNA, 501 nt
Organism: Aspergillus aculeatinus CBS 121060
Lineage: Eukaryota; Fungi; Ascomycota; Eurotiomycetes; Eurotiales; Aspergillaceae
Exons: 3
Coding region: 1-501 (166 amino acids)
Source: RefSeq, a predicted model, not a curated record